AUGAAUGCAAAGUCACGCAUCGCCGCUUCAUGUCCUUUCAAUGUCACGUUUUAUGCGUGUGAUUUCGGGGAGAGAUUCCUUGGCUGUUGCGAAAAUGGCAGCCCUGCCAGUACCUGCACCAACGGGUGCCCUCAAGAGGAUCUCCUACCAGCAAGUUUCGAAAAGGUGUACUACGACUACGUUACUAGGGCAGCAUGUACGAGGGGUGAUUGGUGGUCUUGUGCCAAUGUAUCACCGCCAUUCCUAGGCUGUUGCUUGUCCAACCCUUGCCUUGGUGGCUGUCCACCUAGUGACCUGACGGAUGCGAUUUUCUCCCUAAACCAAACGGACAACCCGCUGUAUUCAGCAAUCCCCCACGCUCCUGCUGCGGCUUCUUCGACGACAUCAUCUUCUACUUCGACGGCUGCAUCGUCGACUCCAGUCCGGACUACAGGAGCCGCUCAUUCUGCCAUUACCAAUCCAUCGCCCAUUCAGAAGGAUUCGACAAGAAGAGUAGUUGGAGACGUCGUCGGCGCCGUCUUAGCUGUGGGGGUCAUCUUCAUCGGAGUGCUACUUUUAUAUCGCCGCCUAAAGUCUCAAGCGUACAAAGGGUCAGAUUCAACUGGAACAAAUGGGAAGGGAAGCAUCAAAGGUAUUUUACUGAACAGCCUGACAAUUGCGGCUAGUUCCGGUAAUUUACAUCUCACAGCCACUGUACUAGUACCUGGAAGCCCGACGGUAUCAAAAGCUUCUCGCCAAGAGAACGAAGCAUCCCAUGAAUUCCCAACAAUAGCCAAUCCUCGUGAAGAGGCCAGAGUGCCAAUCCGGGCCCCUCGAUCAACAAAUUUCGCUCCUUGCAUAGAGAAUAAAAUACCACUGGAGAGCUGUUCUGCAACAAGUGGCGCUCAAGAAGAUCACGAAGAGGACAAGGCACCGCAAGAGCUUCCUCCAAACCACCCCGCGCUCCCCGAACUCGCAAGUUCGGACCUACCCCAGUCGUGCCACGAGCUUCCGUCAUCUGACCUUGCUAAUCAAGAGCCCGUCCAUCCGAAGGCUUUGCAGCCAGGUAGACCUGGCUUCAGGCCAUACUCUGCCUCUAGCCUAUCCCAAACCCCGCAGCCAUAUGGACUCGCAUUCAGGCCUCACUCGCCCUCCCGACUAUCUGCGGUGUCUUCUCUUGCUAGCUCGCCUCCGUUGGCUCGUGGCCUGUCCCCUGUUUCUGUCACCAAUGACGACAUUUGUGCAAACGUCUGA
Molecule: messenger RNA, 1233 nt
Organism: Letharia columbiana
Lineage: Eukaryota; Fungi; Ascomycota; Lecanoromycetes; Lecanorales; Parmeliaceae
Exons: 1
Coding region: 1-1233 (410 amino acids)
Source: RefSeq, a predicted model, not a curated record